Messenger RNA from Drepanopeziza brunnea f. sp. 'multigermtubi' MB_m1, 1089 nucleotides. RefSeq lists its product as uncharacterized. NCBI's taxonomy places the organism in Eukaryota, Fungi, Ascomycota, Leotiomycetes, Helotiales, Drepanopezizaceae. The record is from RefSeq and is a predicted model, not a curated record.
AUGCCAUCAUUGGUCAAGCGACUGCGAUGGAUCUACAAGCAUGCAUGCAAGGACGCUUUCGAGUUGGAAAUGGACAUUGAAGAAGGAGAAAUACUGGGAGACGAGGUGUUGGCACUACACGCGGAGUGGAGAUCGACUUUGAGAACGUUCGAGGAGUCAAACGAGUAUUUGAUCUGCAAAUUCCAAACUCGGAGCAAUACAUCGCAAGAGUUACGUGCGAACAUCGUGCAGCUUCAGAAAUUGAAGCUUUCAGCUCGGUAUGGAGACAUGUUUGCCAUAGCAUGCAAGAUGGUUCGAAAUCGAGCCCAGGAAUCAAACUUGGCCGGAGCUCCCUUGCUCGAAGGUUAUUGGACAGAUAUCUCCCGAAGACUCAGACAGGAGCAACCGAAAUGGGAGUUGUUGAUGAAGACCAGGAAGCACGAAGAAGGCACCAUCACAUUGCAUCAGACGUUGCUUGAGGCAUGCAACGGUACUGGAUUCGAGCUCGACGAUAUCAUAACCAUCAUCUAUAUGUACUCCGACAGUAACGAGGAAAUGCACAGCAACCUCCUCCCCUUGGUCCAAGAUGUCUCACCCAUUUCAAUUGCCACAGAGCUCGACAACGGUUUGAACGAUCUGCCAGCAAUUAUACCACCCGGCAACCUCGAAUAUCUUCAGAUCCUGCAAACACUUAUCAAUGCCAUGAUCGACUCUUGGUUUGUGAAGUAUCUGGGAUUUGAAAAAAAGACUGAACGCUGGACACCUACGCCUGCUUUGAAUGAGCUUAUGGACUACGUCGCGGCUACGGAGUCAGACAUAAUGAAGCAACUAGAGAGGUACAAGAAGGCAGAAGUUGAAGUGAUAAAGACCUUCCGGAUGCGACUAGCCCCAGAAAAACUUGGGGUCGAAUUCAAGGAGGCAUACCAGAAGCUUGAAGAGAUGUCCGAGAUGGUCAUUGCACAGCCCGUGUCAAAGCGUGAAGCCUCUGCGAAUUACACUGUACAGGAGGCAAAAGCAAAGAGACAGAAAACUUUGUGGAAAAAGCUCACGACUACUACGCAUAAGCGCUAUCUCUUGGUAAUGAGUGGACGAAGGAGUUCGGUGGGAUGA